AUGGCAGGGCGUCGCUUCCAGCUGCAGGAGCAUAGAGGCUGCAUGCCUUUUUCGCUGGGGGAGUUCGGCGACACCGAUGCUGCGCAACUCCCGCGUGCGCAGGAGGGUACGGCGAGCGGCAAGACAUCCCACGUGUGGAUGGAGGGCGCCACUGGAGAGGAGACGGGCGGGCGGAGGAUGGGAAAUGCUGCUGCAGAAGCAGUUGUGUCCGGGGCGAGGGUGGCGCAGAUGGCAGCCGGUGACAACGGUUCGGCGAUUGAAGAAGCCUGCGAGGGGGAGGCUGGCACGCUACUCCAUCAUCCUCGUGCGUCUGCCGCCGCAUCGCCGUUGCGUGUUGCCACAGCCUGGACGACGAGAACACUGACGCAGGCAAAGUCCGCCUCCCGAUCACCAUGCACCACCUCCUUUUCGUAUGCCCGCCAGCAGGAGGCGAGGAUGUGGCGCCUGAACGAGGGGACCAAACCCAUACGGAGUGUCGCAUCCGACGCCCUUUGA
Trypanosoma rangeli is the source of this 495-nucleotide messenger RNA. RefSeq lists its product as uncharacterized. The transcript has a single exon. The record is from RefSeq and is a predicted model, not a curated record. Bases 1 to 495 code for a protein of 164 amino acids. Lineage: Eukaryota; Euglenozoa; Kinetoplastea; Trypanosomatida; Trypanosomatidae.